This is a messenger RNA of Lottia gigantea (owl limpet), 1971 nucleotides long. RefSeq lists its product as hypothetical. The transcript has 3 exons. The record is from RefSeq and is a predicted model, not a curated record. Bases 1 to 1971 code for a protein of 656 amino acids. NCBI's taxonomy places the organism in Eukaryota, Metazoa, Mollusca, Gastropoda, Lottiidae.
AUGUCAACAGAAGAAGAAACCACAUUCUUCCACACUUUAUCUGACCAAUUAAAUAGACUUACAAAUUCGAUAUCGACUAAUGGGGUGGUAACAAUAAUAGACUCAUUUGAGGGGGACCCCAAAGCGUUUCGGGAAUGGACGAGAUCCAUUGAAAAGUAUGCGGUGUUAGCAUCCAUUCCAAACGAUAGGAUGAAAUUGAUCGCUUAUCAAACGAGUAAAGGGGUGGUGUCUAAUUUUAUUAGGCGCUAUCUCGAUACCCAUCCCGCAGCAGAUUGGCCUACGCUAAUAGAUGAACUCUCGGCGCGCUUUGCAGAAGUAACUGAUGCACAAUAUGCUUUCGCGUUACUCCGAAAAGUUAAACAAAAUCAUAAUGAAAACGUACAAUGUUUUGGUGAGCGACUUUUGGUAUUAGCAUCGGAAGCAUAUUCAGGAACAUCGUCGUUAGAAAUAGAAAAGCAACUAGUAGGGUUCUUUGUUGACGGAUUGAAAGAAAAUUAUUUAAAAUUGAAAAUACUACGGGAAAAUCCCAAAACUUUGCAAUUAGCGGUGACCUUAGCUAUGAAAAGAAUGCGUUGUAUUUGGUUAUUAUUAUUACCUGUUUAUGGUAUCACUGCGGCAACCAAGGUUUCUCAGAAUGUACUCUUUCGACCAGUACAUCAGGUAUCCACAAGUCGGUCCAAAUGGCGCUUGACCCUGGUCCAUGAUAUAACUCCGUUUAUGAAGUUCACCAGUGACCUUGCUACCGACAUAGGACGCACUCUACUCACUGUAGAUGAAAUUAUGACAAAUUAUUCUACAGGGAACAAUAGCUUAGAAUACGAAAAUACGUUUAGCAAACUAAAAAUAGAGGUAAUAACUCUUCGAGAUGAAAUAGAAGAUCUACUGGAUGGUGUGCAAGACUAUAGAGCACUGUCCAUGAAACAUGCUAGGCCAAGAAGAGCACUUAUUCCAUUUGUAGGAAAAGCAUUAAGUUGGUUGUUCGGUACUGUCAGUACCGAUGAUUUAAAUGUCAUUAGAAGUAAUAUCGAUAAGCUAGCUAAUAACCAACAAGCUAUUCAACAUGUAGUUGCUGAAAGUUUGUCUAUAUUAAAUGUAUCACGCUUACAUAUUUCAGAAAAUAGGCAACAAGUUAAUUUACUAUCAGAUAGUUUACGAAACUUGGAUAUCAAGAUAAAAAACGUAGUUCGGCAAUUUAAAAAGAAACUAGUAAGUUUAGAGGGAUUUCUCCAUCUUUAUUUAAGAAUGAAAUUAGUUCUCGAUGACCUCAAAAACAUGUAUCUUAGAGCAGAGAUGUACGCAUCGGAAAUCAAACUUCAACUUAACAUGCUUUCCUUAGGACAUUUGUCCCCAAGUGUAUUGACUCCCGGAAGUCUCCGCAGACUAUUAAUCGAAAUUCAAUCCCACUUACCUCCAAGUGUAAGACUUCCUUCAAAUCCUAAGAAAAACCUUUGGCAUUACUAUCGAAUUUUAAACUGUGUUACGAUAAUCGAAAAUAAUGAGAUCAUUGUUGUGUUGAAUAUACCCUUAUUAGAUUCCGAUCGCGUAUUUGAAAUUUAUAAAAUUCAUCAUUUACCAUUACCUAUGACGAACAAAUUAAUUUUAUCGAAGUCUAAAGCGACCUUUAAAAUGGUAGCCUCAUAUCGGCUCGAGGCUGAGGUCAUCGCAGUUAAUACUGAUAGAACAAAAUAUGCAAUUCUAGAUUCUGACGAAUUCACUAAAUGUUCAGACCCAUUGGCUGGAUUUUGCCAAAUUACAAGUCCUAUCUACCCUAUUAAUUUGUCACAACUCUGUAUAGUUGCCUUGUUUACGGAAAAUCGAGAGAAGAUACGCCAAUUAUGUAAAGUCUUUAUUAAGCCGAACUGUAUUUUACCGGUGGCAACAUAUUUAGCAAACGGAAGAAUGACCCUGGACUACUUACUAAAGUUGGCACAAGCCCGAAACGCUGCCAAAGCCCAGGAAUCUACAAUGUAA